ACAUUAUAAUUCGAUUAAAUUCAUAUUUAUAUCAAUGUCCUUACGUGGGUCCCACCACCUAUUAACAAAAGGUCAAACACACAUUGUCCAUUUUAUUUAACUUUCCUCCUAUAUUUUUCAGUCCCACUUUCCUCAUUUUCUCUUCCAAUUCUCCUCUCUACAUGUUUUCUUUCCUUUCAAACAACAAAGUCAUUUUCUUCUAAUAUUUUGUUACUACUCCAAAAGAUAUUGUGUCCAUUUUUUUUCCAAGAAAAUUCCUACCCUUUUUUCUUCUUGAAUUUUUAGCCUUUUGGGGUUCUUUUUUUCAAAAUGGAAAAGGGAAAUUUGUUCAUAAAUGAUGAUAACACUACCUAUGAACAUCUUCAAAAUUGUUUCUUUAAUCCCAAUUUAGAUAACAACAAUUCUGAUCCAUUUGAAUCAGCAUUGAGUUCAAUGGUAUCUUCUCCUAUUUCAAUUCCUAAUAAUAAUAGUGGUAGUGAUAAUUUUGUAUUAAGGGAAUUAAUUGGUAGACUAGGAAGUAUUUGUAACAAUACUAAUAAUAAUAGUAGUAGUACUAAUAAUUCUUGUUAUAGUACCCCUUUAAAUUCUCCACCAAAAUUGAAUCUUUCUAUGAGAGGUAAUUUACCACCAACACAAUUUACUACUGAUCCUGGAUUUGCAGAAAGAGCUGCUAGAUUUUCUUGUUUUGCUACAAAUUUAGAAAGUAAUCAUUCCAUCAAGAUUCAAGAUGUCAAUUUGGUUCAAAGAAAUUCUGAAUUUGGAGAUUCAAGAGAAAAUUCAUCACUUUCUGAGCAAAUGAUUGGUCAAAAUGAUACAAAUUCAAGAAAAAGAAAAUCAAUUUCCAAGGGAAAAUCAUCCAAGAUUGUCAAUGAUAAAAAUGAAUCAAAUGCCAAAAGAAGCAAGUCUGAGGAAAAUGAAAAUAAAGUAACAAAAAAAGAGGAAAAUGCUGUUUUAGAAGAAAAUAAAGAUAACCAAAAGGCAACAGAACCACCAAAGGACUAUAUUCAUGUGAGAGCUAGAAGGGGACAGGCCACAGAUGCACAUAGUCUAGCUGAAAGAGUGAGAAGGGAGAAAAUUAGUGAAAGAAUGAAGCUUUUACAAGAUCUUGUACCAGGCUGCAAUAAGGUGACUGGAAAAGCUGUAAUGCUUGAUGAGAUUAUUAACUAUGUACAAUCACUUCAACGUCAAGUUGAGUUCCUUUCAAUGAAAUUAGCUACUGUGAAUCCAAGAAUGGACUUUAAUAUGGAAGCACUUCUUUCCAAGGAUAUGUUUCAAUCUAGGGGAUCAUUGGGACAUAACAUGUAUCAAUCAGAAACAUCAACCCAAGCAUUUCCUUAUGGAUUUCAAUCUCAACCAAACCAAAAUUAUCAUAAAGGAACAGAGUUUCCUUUCCAAAUUAACUCAUUGAAUCCUAAUUUGAUCAGAAAUUCAAGUAUGCAAUUGCCUCCUCUAGAUGGUUUUGUUGAGCCUACCCCUCAGGUCCCCACAUUCUUUGAGGAUGAUCUCAAUAGUGUUGUUCAAAUGGGAUUUGGACAAAAUCAGAACCAAAGUUUUCCGGGUGUAGCAGGCAAUGUACCUAAUUCUCAAAUGAAAGUUGAACUAUGACCCAAAAAAGCUCAGUAAAAAUUGAUGAAUUUAUUUGAGGCCCUAAGGCUUUGUACAUAAAGAGAGGGAAAAUUCGCGAUUAAGACCUAUUCAAAGCAAAUAUCGCGAUUCAAGAAGAAAGAAGAAAUUAAAGAGAUAUUUUUUUCUCUUAAAAAAUUCUUGAUUUAUUUAGUGAUUAAUUUGGCUUAUUGUUAUUAUUACUGUUUCAAUUAUUUUUCUCUCCUUUCAUGUAAUUCUUACUACAAAAAUUGGAGAGGCAAUUAGCAAACUCUACCAA
This is a messenger RNA of Solanum lycopersicum (tomato), 1882 nucleotides long. RefSeq names its product transcription factor bHLH62. Gene Ontology annotation, biological process: regulation of DNA-templated transcription. The record is from RefSeq and is a predicted model, not a curated record. Gene Ontology annotation, cellular component: nucleus. NCBI's taxonomy places the organism in Eukaryota, Viridiplantae, Streptophyta, Magnoliopsida, Solanales, Solanaceae. Gene Ontology annotation, molecular function: DNA-binding transcription factor activity; protein dimerization activity.